AUGAAAAAUUCCUUCAAGACGUUAUGGAACACCUGGCAAUGGGGAUGUGGCCGAACUAUCAUGUCCGCCGUGGCUGCCCAUGUCAAUUCGAUUUCCGUGGGCAUGUGUCAGGGGUUCUCGGCGGUACUCCUUCCUCAACUCCUCGACUCCAAUAGUUCCAUUUUGGUGAACAACGUGGAAGCGUCGUGGAUAGCCAGUUUGGGGGUUAUAUCAAAUCCUCUAGGAGCGUUGAUGUCAGGAGUUUUCAUGCAGACCUUAGGAAGAAAAACAACAGUUCAAUUGACGUCUUUACCAUUCUUAAUUGGUUGGAUAAUAAUUGGAUUGUCUACAGACAUAACGUCUUUAUGUCUGGGUCGAUUCAUAUCAGGAGUGGCUAUCGGUAUGUCGUCAGCUUGUUACGUUUACGUGGCCGAAGUGAGCUUGGCUCAACACCGAGGGGUUCUAUCGUCGUUCGGGCCGAUUUUCGUGUCGAUCGGCGUUCUCAUCGUCUACUCGCUGGGUUCGAUCAUGCCGUGGCAGGUGGUCAGCUUCCUGUGCGCCCUGACGUCGUUCCUGAGCUUCCUGUCGGUGAACCUGACGCCGGAGUCGCCGUCGUGGCUCGCGUCCAAGGGCCGCGUGGCGGACGCCGGCAAGUCGCUGAUGUGGCUGCGCCGGAAACCGUCGCUGGCCGACAAGGAACUGGCCGAGAUCCUGACCAACCUGGGCGACGGCAACGGGACCACCGCGCCCACGGUCCGAGACUUCACGGCGCCCGCCGUCUGGAAACCGUUCCUAAUACUGGUGUGCUUCUUCGUGCUGCAGGAGGCCAGCGGCAUAUACAUCAUACUGUACUAUGCGGUCAACUUUUUCCAAGUGGCCGGCUCGACGGUGGACAGCAACGUGGCGUCCAUUGCGGUCGCCGUGCUCCGGCUGGUCAUGAGCGUCACCGGGUCCGUGUGCAUACAGCACGUGAACCGCCGGACGAUGGCCAUGGCGUCGGCCGUACUGAUGGCCGUGUCGAUGGCCGCGUGCGGCGCCUACGAGUCGGCGUACGGCCCGCUGUCGGUCGACGACAGGCCGUACGGCUGGGUGCCGCUGGCGUGCAUCCUGUUCAACGUCAGCGUCAGCAUGCUGGGCAUGGUGCCGCUGCCGUGGAUGAUGAUCGGCGAGCUGUUCCCGCUCAAAGUCCGCGGCAUCAUGGGCGGCCUGGUACCGUCGCUGGGCUACUUCUUCAUAUUCGUCACGGUGAAAAUGUCACCGGGCCUGAUGACGGCGCUGGCCAACGAUCAGAUCAUGUGGCUGUUCUCGGCCGCCGCCACGGUCGCCGUGUGCUUCGUGGCCGCGUUCCUGCCGGAAACCCGGGGCAAGACGCUGGUCCAGAUCGAGAAACUGUUCAGCAGCAGCGGCGACCGCGAAGCGACCAAGGGCACCGCCGACUACCUGGAAAAAAAGUUCAAGCCCAACGAUUCUUCCGCGGUGUACACCAUCAGUUCGUUAGUGGACGUACGUCACAAAUGA
This is a messenger RNA of Macrosiphum euphorbiae (potato aphid), 1497 nucleotides long. The record is from the annotation of a GenBank genome assembly. NCBI's taxonomy places the organism in Eukaryota, Metazoa, Arthropoda, Insecta, Hemiptera, Aphididae.